AUGGAAAUUUUUUGGAAGACGUGGACAUGGAUUUUGAGCCUAGUCAUGGUUUCUUCGGAAUUUCACAGUAACAACAGGCUUUCAUACAGUUCUCAAGAGGAAUUCCUGUCUUACCUUGAACACUACCAACUAACAAUCCCAAUAAGGGUUGAUCAAAAUGGAGCCUUCCUCAGCUUUACUGUGAAAAAUCCUAAACCCUCAAGAAGGAGGAGGAGCACAGACCCUUAUGACCAAGAACUGGCAGCAUCUAAAUUAUUUUUUAAACUUUCUGCCUAUGGCAAGCACUUUCAUUUAAACCUGACUCUCAACACAGAUUUGGUGUCCAGACAUUUUACAGUAGAGUACUGGGGGAAAGAUGGACCGCAAUGGAAGCAUGAUUUCUUAGACCACUGCCAUUACACAGGAUAUUUGCAAGACCAGCACAGUACAACUAAAGUGGCCUUAAGCAACUGCAAUGGUCUGCAUGGAGUCAUUGCUACAGAAGAGGAUGAGUAUUUUAUUGAGCCUUUAAGAAAUAUAACAGAAGAUUCUAGUAACUAUAGUUACAAGAAUGGUCAUCCUCAUGUUAUAUACAAAAAAUCUACCAUGCACCAGCAGCACCUCUAUGAUCACAGUCACUGUGGAGUCUCAGACCUCACAAGAAGCGGCAAACCUUGGUGGAUGAAUGAUGCAUCUGCUUUUCCAGCUUCACUUCCAGUCAAUGACACACUAAGUAGUCAUAGUCGACAGAGGAGAUCUGUCAGCCUUGAACGGUUUGUGGAAACGCUGGUAGUAGCAGACAAAAUGAUGGUGGGAUACCAUGGUCGCAAAGACAUUGAACACUACAUUUUGAGUGUAAUGAAUAUUGUUGCCAAACUUUAUCGUGAUUCCAGUCUAGGAAACGUUGUGAAUAUUAUAGUGACACGUUUGAUUGUCCUCACUGAAGAUCAGCCAAACUUGGAGAUAAACCACCAUGCAGACAAGUCCCUCGAUAGCUUCUGUAAGUGGCAGAAAUCCAUUCUCUCCCACCAAAGUGAUGGAAACACCAUUCCAGAAAAUGGGAUUGCCCACCAUGAUAAUGCGGUUCUUAUUACUAGAUAUGAUAUCUGCACUUAUAAAAACAAGCCUUGUGGAACACUGGGCUUGGCCUCUGUGGCUGGAAUGUGUGAGCCUGAAAGGAGCUGCAGCAUUAAUGAAGACAUUGGCCUAGGUUCAGCUUUUACCAUUGCACACGAGAUUGGUCACAAUUUUGGUAUGAAUCAUGAUGGAAUUGGAAAUUCCUGUGGGACCAAAGGUCAUGAAGCAGCAAAGCUAAUGGCAGCUCAUAUUACAGCAAACACCAAUCCUUUCUCCUGGUCAGCUUGCAGUCGGGAUUACAUCACCAGCUUUUUAGAUUCGGGCCGUGGUACUUGCCUUGAUAAUGAGCCUCCCAAGCGUGACUUUCUUUAUCCAGCUGUGGCCCCAGGUCAGGUGUAUGAUGCUGAUGAACAGUGUCGCUUCCAGUAUGGAGCAACAUCCCGCCAAUGUAAAUAUGGGGAAGUGUGUAGAGAGCUCUGGUGCCUCAGCAAAAGUAAUCGCUGUGUUACCAACAGCAUUCCAGCAGCAGAAGGUACUCUUUGCCAAACAGGGAGCAUUGAAAAGGGGUGGUGUUAUCAGGGAGAGUGCGUACCUUUUGGCACUUGGCCCCAGAGCAUAGAUGGGGGUUGGGGUCCGUGGUCAAUAUGGGGAGAGUGCAGCAGGACCUGCGGGGGAGGCGUCUCCUCAUCUAUAAGACACUGUGACAGUCCAGCGCCUUCAGGUGGAGGCAAAUACUGUCUUGGUGAAAGGAAACGUUAUCGCUCCUGUAAUACUGAUCCGUGUCCUUCUGGGGCUCGUGAUUUUAGAGAGAAGCAAUGUGCAGAUUUUGACAAUAUGCCUUUCCGGGGAAAGUAUUAUAACUGGAAACCCUACACUGGAGGUGGGGUUAAACCAUGUGCAUUAAAUUGCUUGGCUGAAGGGUAUAAUUUUUACACUGAACGUGCUCCUGCAGUAAUAGAUGGGACUCAGUGCAAUGCUGAUUCACUGGAUAUCUGUAUCAAUGGAGAAUGCAAGCAUGUAGGUUGUGAUAAUAUUUUGGGGUCUGAUGCUAAGGAAGAUAGAUGCCGUGUUUGUGGAGGAGAUGGGAGUACAUGUGAAGCCAUUGAAGGUUUCUUCAAUGAUUCAUUGCCCAGAGGAGGAUAUAUGGAAGUGAUUCAAAUUCCAAGAGGUUCUGUGCACAUUGAAAUAAGAGAAGUGGCAAUGUCAAAAAACUACAUUGCUUUAAAAUCUGAAGAGGAUGACUACUAUAUUAAUGGUGCCUGGACUAUUGACUGGCCAAGAAAGUUUGAUGUUGCUGGAACGGCUUUCCAUUACAAGAGGCCAACAGAUGAACCAGAGUCUUUGGAAGCACUAGGCCCUACUUCAGAAAACCUCAUAGUCAUGAUUCUGCUGCAGGAACAGAAUUUGGGGAUAAAAUAUAAAUUCAAUGUUCCGAUCUCUCGCACUGGCAGUGGAGACAAUGAGGUUGGCUUUGCAUGGAAUCAUCUGCCUUGGUCAGAAUGUUCUGCCACUUGUGCAGGAGGUGUCCAGAAACAAGAGGUGGUGUGUAAAAGGCUGGAUGACAGCUCCAUUGUACAAAACAAUUACUGUGAUCCUGACAGUAAGCCUCCAGAAAACCAAAGAGCCUGCAACACUGAGCCUUGCCCACCUGAAUGGUUUAUAGGGGAUUGGUCGGAGUGCAGUAAGACCUGUGAUGGAGGAAUGCGUUCGCGGACAGUUCUCUGCAUCAGGAAGAUUGGGCCCUCCGAGGAGGAGACACUGGAUGCUGCCAACUGUUUAACACACCGGCCCAUGGAAAAAGAGCCCUGCAACAAUCAGUCCUGCCCCCCACAGUGGGUUGCUCUGGACUGGUCAGAGUGCACACCAAAGUGUGGCCCAGGAUUCAAACACAGAAUUGUUCUGUGCAAAAGCAGUGAUCUUUUAAAAACCUUUCCAGCUGCGCAAUGCCAAGACGAAAGCAAGCCGCCAGUGCGCAUCCGCUGUAGUUUGGGCCGAUGUCCUCCUCCUCGCUGGGUUGCUGGAGACUGGGGACAGUGUUCUGCACAGUGUGGUCUUGGGCAGCAGAUGAGAACAGUACAGUGUCUCUCAUAUACUGGACAAGCAUCCAGUGAGUGUCCAGAAACUCUCAGACCUCCAUCAAUGCAGCAGUGUGAAAGUAAAUGUGACAGUACUCCCAUUUCCAACACAGAGGAGUGCAAAGAUGUGAACAAAGUGGCAUACUGCCCACUGGUGCUGAAGUUCAAGUUCUGCAGUCGAGCAUACUUCAGACAGAUGUGCUGCAAGACCUGCCAAGGACACUGACCCACAGGAAGCAGAAGAAUGUGCCUUGUUAUUAUCAUUGUGGAAGAGUGUCCAUCGAAGAGAGCCACACAGCGAAAUGAGAUUGACGUCCUUGCAAAUGCAUUACCCUGUGGAAAACAUAACCACUGGUCAGCCCCAGCUGACAGGAUUUCAAUAUUAUUUUAACUUCUGUGAAGUGGGAUUUAUUAAUCCAAAGUGCUGGACACAGUAUGAGGGGAUCCCAAAUUUGAAAGAUUCACACAACACAUAUAGAAUAGCUUACUGUGGAACAUUUGUGUUCUUUUGACUAAAUUCAAUAGUCUGUUUACAUCCUUGGACCAUUAAAAUAACUUUUAUUAUGGACUUAGCAAUGACACUGAAUCCAUUUCUAUUUAAAACUGUUUAAAAUGUAGUUCUUAUGAGUUGAUCUACUAUGGAAGUAAAGAAGAAUCAAAAUAAAAACAUUAAGUCGUAGCUUAAAAAUCUUAACUAUUUUAUCUCUUGACACAGCACCACAAUUUAAAUUAUAAAAUGAGCUUGGAAAUGUUAUUUAAGGAGCAGAAAUUUUUUAGAAAAAGAAGUAUUUUUUCUUCAUUCCACCUAUUUCCCUUUGGAGUAAUCCAUAUUUCCUGAACACUGCUGUGAGCCAUAUAUAAAGCUAUACUAAAUAGAAAAACCACGAGGGACUUAGUUUUAAGAGGUGCAACAGUUAUUGCAGUGGUGCAUGAAAUACAAGUGUGCUAUGAAACAAAAUGAAAUCUUCAUUGCAGGUUUAUAGCCAUCUUACCAUUGUACAAGUGAGAGAUUUCCACUGAAAGGAACAUAUUUCAGUGUCAUGGGGGAGGCAGACUCCAGCAGUGGUGAAGACUGGAUUGCCAGUUCCUUCACUACUACCAUAAAAGUUUUUUAGGACUUACACUUUGACUCUA
This is a messenger RNA of Ficedula albicollis (Collared flycatcher), 4265 nucleotides long. It is a transcript of the gene ADAMTS6, whose product is annotated as ADAM metallopeptidase with thrombospondin type 1 motif 6. Gene Ontology annotation, biological process: extracellular matrix organization; proteolysis. Gene Ontology annotation, cellular component: extracellular matrix. Gene Ontology annotation, molecular function: metalloendopeptidase activity. The record is from RefSeq and is a predicted model, not a curated record. The transcript is spliced from 24 exons. NCBI's taxonomy places the organism in Eukaryota, Metazoa, Chordata, Aves, Passeriformes, Muscicapidae. The coding region runs from base 1 to 3357 and encodes 1118 amino acids.